Molecule: messenger RNA, 3564 nt
Organism: Peromyscus eremicus (cactus mouse)
Lineage: Eukaryota; Metazoa; Chordata; Mammalia; Rodentia; Cricetidae
Gene: Tprg1
Product: tumor protein p63 regulated 1
Exons: 5
Coding region: 1-840 (279 amino acids)
Cellular component (GO): cytoplasm
Source: RefSeq, a predicted model, not a curated record
AUGUCAACAAUUGGGAGCUUUGAAGGAUUCCAGCCAGUGUCUCUGAAGCAAGAGGGAGAUGACCAAUCCUCCGAGACUGACCACCUGUCCACGAAUGGAGGGGACUCAGUCAAGGAACCAGGACCAAGGCGGAUUUCAAGACAACCAAGCGUGACUAAAUCCACCCUUUACCCCAAUCCUUAUCACCAGCCCUAUGCUUCGCGAAAGUACUUUGCUACACGGCCAGGGGCCAUUGAGACUGCUAUGGAAGACUUGAGAGGCCACAUAAAACAGACUUCUGGAGAGACUGUUCAAGGCUUCUGGCUCCUGACAGAGAUUGACCACUGGAACAACGAGAAGGAGAAGGUCCUGAUGCUCACGGACAAGACCCUCUUGAUCUGCAAAUACGACUUCAUCAUGCUUAGCUGUGUGCAGAUGCAGCAGAUCCCCCUGAGUGCCAUCUGUCGCCUCUGCCUGGGCAAGUUUGUCUUCCCGGGGAUGUCUCUGGACAAGAGACCAGGAGAAGGCCUUAGGAUUUGCUGGGGGAGCACUGAGGGGCAGUCUCUAUUGUCACGCUGGAACCCAUGGUCCACCGAGGUUCCCUAUGCUACCUUCACUGAGCACCCAAUGAAAUACACCAAUGAGAAGUUCCUUGAGAUUUGUAAGUUGUCUGGGUUCACAUCGAAGCUUGUUCCAGCUAUCGAGAAUGCUCGCAAGGAUUCUGCUGGGUCUGGAGGAGGAAAUGAACUCAUGGUGUUAACCCAACCUAUCCUGAUUGAGACCUACACAGGGCUCAUGUCAUUCAUUGGAAACCGGAACAAACUGGGCUAUUCGCUUGCUCGGGGGAGUAUUGGCUUUUGAGCCUCUUUGUUAUAAAGCACAUCAUCCAUAGAUAACUGAUGUGUUUAAAUUUGCUACUUUUUUGGGAUUACAAUCGUUACUUUAAAAUAAUAUUGAAAGGACUGACUUAUUAGUGUUUUAGGAAGUCUAAAAGCUUGAUUAGACUGGUAGACAUUUAAAGUCUCAUAUGAGAGAAAUCAAAUUUCUGAAAAGCCAGACUAAAUACUUCUGAGCUCAUGAAAUAUUAUUCCAUGAGCUCCUAAUUUAAAACCUCUGGACAGAGUCCAUUAUGCAACUUAAAUUUAAAUUUGCCAAAAUUUAAGCUUUUGUUUUUAUAUUCCUCACACUCACAGGUACUUUCAAUAUUUUAGUUCUCAUCCCAUGAACCCUGUUUCAUUCUCAUUAAGCUCUCACUGGCUCCGCCAUUGUAGCCGCCAUUUAUGAGCGCAUUCUAGUCCGUAGUCCUAUCUCUGAUAGUUACCCCAAGAUUCAGGAUCUGCCUCACGUCUUCCAGUCAUGCCUAUAUCAGUCAUUCUGAUGCUCCCUUGCUUUAAGCAUUUUCCAAAUCCAGAUUUCUCUGUGGUAUUUUUUAUAAUCCAUCUCUGAAACCUACCAGUUUCAUGGUUUGAAUUCUAAGCCAAAGACAUCCCAUUAUAGUAACACAUGGGUAUGUGUUAUAACAUUGUAUCCAAGCUUAAAAUACAUUCUCCUAAGACUAGAGGCAAAGCUCAUUCCCAUAGAGUUUGCCCAAUUUAUACAAAGUCUUGAAUUUGAUUCUUAGCAUUGAAAAGAAAAAAAAAAGAACUAAAAAUCAAAAACCACCCACAGUCUCCUUCUGAAUUCCAUCUUUCACUGAUCAAGUCUUCAGUUCUUAAUAUGGUCUCUUAAUUAGGAUCUCUACUCAAAGCAUUUUCAAUUAGUCAUCCACCUCGCUGUCCGUUCCUAAAGCACAAUGUGAUCAUAGCACUCCACAGUCGAUCACUACUGUCCAAUAGUUCAUUCUAUUUUGCAGUAUUUUUUCAAGUAUCUUUUAACAACAUAUCCUCUUCCAAUGAAAUCUUUUGUGGAAUGUCAGUAUAGGACACAGAAGAAGAGCGAGCCCUGUGGUUACAGUGGGGUUGGGACCAGCUUUCUCCUUUAUUAGACUCCUGAUUUUGGAGGGUUUGGAGGGCACCACUAAAAAACAUUGUUUUCAUUCAUUUCGUAUCCAUUUCUUUUUCCUUUUAGUUCUUCUGGUGUCCUCCUGACUUUGCUCUAAUUUUGAGCAACCCAGGACAGCAUUUCAUUUCUUUUAGUUUCUUCCUUUUUACAAUUUUAAAUCUUACAUUUUUUAGCUUAGCCACUCUGAAUGCCCAUCGCUGUAAACAUUACUACAGGCAGCCUUUUGCCACUACUGAGACUCAAAGUUAAGAUACUUACCUUGAUGCUAAGGUUGAAAGUUCUAGCUGUUUUAUUCUUUGGCUCCUCUGACGUUUCCUUUACUCUCUCUCUCUCUCUCUCUCUCUCUCUCUCUCUCUCUCUCUCUCUCUCUCUCUUUCUUUUUAUUAGAAAGCUUUCUUCCUCAGAUUCAAAGACUCAGGUCCAGGCAAUUAUCAAUUUGGUACACACGUUUAGAAACAGAACUUAAAUAAAUAGCCCUUAUUCCAUUCUGUUUACUUCCAUUACUAUUUUGUUCCUUCCUUCAUCCUGCUCUGUCACACCUACCUCUUCCCCCAGGAUGGCAAAUAUUGUUCAAGACCCUAAGGCAAGGAACUUCUAUUGAGACUGGGAGAGGAAAUGUUGAAAUCCUUAGCUGUCCUGUCAACAGUAGUGGAAUGAAAAGUCAUUCAAUUGCUUUGGCAGCACUUCUGAAGCAGGCGUCAUUGGCAAAUUAUUUUAAUAUUGUUGCCUGAAAAUCCCCAUAUGCCUCCAGGUAGUGGCAUUUACUGGCACAAACCUCCGAAAUGCCCAGCUUACUCUCUCAAGUUACCAUUUAAGGAUUUUCCUGGUGAUUGAUUGCUCUGUGCAUAUCUGCCCCUUUUGUAGAGCUCAGUCAGACAUUCUUAAGGGACUUUCUAUCGGACACAGUGUAGCAUCCUCAGCGGAAGCUACCCAAAAUGCAGGAGAGAAGCGGAAGCUGUUUCAUUCUGAGAUCUGGUCUCUGUGUUGCAUAUGGUGAAGAGUGAGCCCAGAGCUUCCCUGAAAACUUUCUCUAAAGAUAUUCGGACAAGAUAGUUGACUAACACAUGGGCUCUACAAAGCAGGGUUGUCCACUAAGUGAGAGGACUCAGGAAUUUGAGUAGCAUUUCAAGGUAAGAAAGAACAUCUUUUUAGUGUCAAAUAUCCAAAGACUGAAGGGUUACUUCUUGAAGUAUGAGCCCCAACUCACUUGCUAUAAAGAUGGCUAGAAAUGAUGUACACUGGGAAUGGCAUUGGUGUAGUACAAUAUCUGAAAAGUCGAUACAGACCUUUAAGGCCAUUGACCUGUUAUUCUCUAAAUAAUGGUUGCUGAACAUUCAGAUAAUUAGAGACCUGUGUUGGAAAGAACUGAAUCAGUCCUGAGAGUUCCUAAAAAUUGCUUUAAUUUUCCUAAUGGUUAAUUUUCUAAUACCCAAACUGGAGGCAGUUUAUGCUUAUUUCCCAGAUGUGGAGCCCCAGUGAUAUGGUGUCAAACCCUCUCACUGACCCAGAAAACAUCAAGUUCCUGCCUAUGUAAAGUGACUUCUGCUGAAGACUGUGGGGCGGCAGCUGGGAUAAUUCGAUUCA